CCGCGCAGUGUUACUUCCCUUGCAGUACAGUAAUCACUGCCUUCACAAAUAUCACGUGAUGAUAGAAACGGCACGUGAUUGCAAUUUACAAAAUGGACGGAACACCUUUAAAAGAAAUUCCAGCAACAUGUUUCAUUUGUUUAGAAAAUAAACGAUUUUAUUCCAUAAAAGGAAAAAAUGCAAAACGUUCGAUACAUGUCUGAAUAGCUAACAACACAUCCAUGUUGAUAUUGUAAUUUGUAAAUCCUACUUUCAAUUUGAAAAAAGACCGAACAUUUCCGAAUGUUUUUUUUAAUUGUUAUUUUUUUAUAAAACAUAUUAUGCCUAUCAACUGGCGUAAAGUAAUUAUUUAAGAAAGGAUAUAAGAAUAAAUAUAUAUGAUUAAAAAAAAUGCCAUUAAAAGUUUUCAUCCAAUUUUGGAUGAAAAUCUUGUGGUGGCAGUGAUUACUGUACUGCAAGGGAAGUAACACUGCGCGGAGUUUGAUAUAUUACUUGACUGACUUGAAACCAUAUGAAUACAAUAUUAAACCGGUUUAUUCAUAUACACAAGGUGUCAUUUCAGUAGCUGUCAAAACAAAAUAUUGUCUUAAGCACUAUGGGUGUUGACAAUCGAGGGGUGUUAGUGUUGUUUGGAAGCCAGACAGGGACGGCUCAGGAUGUUGCUGAAAAAAUUGGAAGGGAGGCAAAAAGACGACAUUUUCUACCAAGGGUUAUGGCCCUUGAUAAUUACAAUGUGGCAGAUUUGAUACAAGAGAACUUGACCGUGUUUGUGUGUUCAACAACGGGCCAGGGCGACCCUCCUGAUAACAUGAUGAAAUUCUGGAAGUUCAUAAUGCGAAAAAAUCUGCCAAAGGACUCACUGUGCCAGUUAAGCCAUGCUGUUCUUGGCCUAGGGGAUUCUUCUUACCCAAAGUUCAACUUUGUUGGUAAGAAGCUACACAGGAGACUGGAACAACUAGGCAGCUCAGGGCUGGUGAAUAUUGGUCUGGCUGAUGAUCAGCAUGACUUGGGUGCUGAUGCAGUGGUAUAUCCAUGGAUGGAGGGCUUGUUUACUCGGCUAUUGUCCCUCUACCCACUCCCUCCUGGCCUUGACAUUGUGCCUGCAGAUGUAAGACCACCAGCAAGGUUUCGUGUUCAGUUUUUAACAGAGAAUGGAGAAAACCAAGCCUCUGAAAACAGUGAGCAUGAUCAGAGCCAUCCAGAUGUUCCUGGCUGGUUCCCGGGACAGCCAUUUCCUGCAAGGCUUUUGGCCAAUGAAAGAGUUACUGCUAGAGACCAUUUUCAGGAUACAAGAUUGAUCCGGUUGAAUAUAUCAGGUUCAGAUAUAAGCUACGAACCUGGAGAUGUGGCCUGUGUGUGUCCACAAAACAUGGCCGACACCGUCAACGACUUUAUUUCCUAUAUGAACCUCGAUGCAAACAAGAAAUUCAUUCUUUCCUCCGUGGAUGAAGGUACAUCGGCUCCUAAGCUACCUCAGCCCUGCACAGUUCAUUACCUCGUACAGAAUUACCUCGAUAUAAACUGUGUUCCACGAAGGUCUUUCUUUGAAAUGAUGCUUUAUUUUGCGGAUGAUGAACUAGAAAAGGACAAACUGCAGGAGUUCUGUUCGGCAGAAGGACAAGAAGAGCUGUUUUCCUACUGUAACAGAGUGAGACGGACACUACUUGAGGUGCUUCAUGACUUCCCCAAAACGAGCCCUAACAUUCCGUUCCAGUACUUGUUUGAUAUGAUCCCUGUUCUCCAGCCAAGGUCUUUCUCCAUAGCUUCAUCUAUAAAGGCACACCCAGGUGAAAUCCACCUUCUGGUUGCUGUGGUAAAGUACAAGACUCGAAUCCAGGCCCCACGCCAGGGUGUGUGUUCCACUUGGCUCGCCUCACUAGACCCCUCGUGUGGCCCCACUGUGCCCCUGUGGGUGAAAAAAGGAACCAUCAAGUUCCCCUGUGAUGCCCAGAUGCCGGUUGUCAUGGUGGGGCCAGGCACAGGUGUAGCACCAUUUAGAAGUUUUAUAGAAGAAAGGGUGGCCGAUAAAAUAAAAGAAAACACCCUAUUCUUUGGAUGCAGAUACAAAGCCAAAGAUUUCUACUUCGAAAACCAGUGGAACAACUAUGUGCAGGAAAAUCAGAUGACGCUGUAUACUGCUUUUUCUCGUGACAAUGAGGAUGCUGACCGGUAUUAUGUCCAGCACGCCAUCAAGGAUGCAGGGAAGGAUAUUUGUGACCCCCUGCUAGCAGGGGCCUUCUUCUUUGUGGCAGGGAACUCCAAGAACAUGCCUGAAGCUGUGAGGGAGGCUGUCAAGGAUGUUCUAAUCACCCAUGGACACAUGGACAGAGAACAAGCUGACACUUAUAUACAAACUAUGGACAGACAAAAACGAUACCAGGCUGAAACAUGGUCCUGAGUUUAAACCCUGGAUAGUUUGAAUUAAAUAGUCAACUGUGAUAUAGGAGACUUUUUGUGUCGCCUGAAAAGACGACAUAUAGGGGUUACUUUUGUCGGCGGCGGCGGUGGCGGCGUCAGCGGCGUCCGCUUCCCAUUUUCGCUUGUCCGGGGUAUAUCUCCUAAACUAUUAGUGGUAUCAACUUGAAACUUCAUAUGUAGAUAGAUCUAAUUGAGGGCAAGUGCAGUGCACAAGAACUGUUACUCUUGCUUCCAUAUUUUUAGAGUUAUUGCCAUUUGUUAUUUUUCAUGCUUAAAGUUUUGUCCGGGGCAUAUCUUGAAGAAUAUAAGAGGUAUCAACUUGAAACUUCAUAUGUAGAUAGAUCUCAUGGAGGGCAAGUGCAGUGCACAAUAACAGUAACUCUUGCUUUCUUAGUUUUAAGAUAAAUGCCCUUUGUUAAUUUUCAUGCUUAAAGUUUUGUCCGGGGCAUAUCUUGAAGAAUAUAAGAGGUAUCAACUUGAAACUUCAUAGCUAGAUAGAUCUAAUUGAGGGCAAGUGCAGUGCACAAUAACAGUAACUCUUGAUUUCUUAGUUUUCAAGUUAUUGCCCUUUGUUAAUUUUCAUGCUUAAAGUUUUGUCCGGGGCAUAUCUUGAAGAAUAUAAGAGGUAUCAACUUGAAACUUCAUAGCUAGAUAGAUCUCAUUGAGGGCAAGUGCAGUGCACAAUAACAGUAACUCUUGAUUUCUUAGUUUUAAAGUUAUUGCCCUUUGUUAAUUUUCAUGCUUAAUGUUUUGUCCGGGGCAUAUCUUGAAGAAUAUAAGAGGUAUCAACUUGAAACUUCAUAGCUAGAUAUAUCUCAUUGAGGGCAAGUGCAGUGCACAAGAACCGUUACUCUUGCUGCCAUAUUUUUAGAGUUAUUUCCCUUUGUUAAUUUUCUUGCUUAGGUUUUGUCCGUGGCAUAUCUCGUAAACUAUAGGAGGUUUCAACCCGAAACUUAUUCCGUAGGUAUAUCUGAUUGAGGGUUCAAAUGCCACCUACACUUGAAAGUUAAAUGGCAACAUCAGUGUCUAUAAAUGAAUAAAAUGCCAAUCUAACAGCUAUAAUGUCGACAGUAAAUAAUUCGUCAGGCGACACAUCCGACUCGCGGAGUUCUAGUUUACUAUUAUUCUUUUGUAUCGAUUUGGGAUGUUAUGAUUGAUUAAUAGAAUAGACUAAUUAAAUAGAAA
Messenger RNA from Mya arenaria, 3603 nucleotides. Its product is annotated as NADPH-dependent diflavin oxidoreductase 1-like. The transcript has 16 exons. The coding region runs from base 596 to 2398 and encodes 600 amino acids. NCBI's taxonomy places the organism in Eukaryota, Metazoa, Mollusca, Bivalvia, Myida, Myidae. The record is from RefSeq and is a predicted model, not a curated record. Gene Ontology annotation, cellular component: cytosol. Gene Ontology annotation, molecular function: NADPH-hemoprotein reductase activity; flavin adenine dinucleotide binding; FMN binding.